CGGCGCACGGAGGAGCCUGUCCUCGAGCCGCGCCAGCCGAGCCAGCCGGGCUCCGUGCUCGGUCCGCUCGCCGCGCCGGAGAGAGCUGCCCGAGACAGAGCCAGCCCGCCGGCGCCGAGCUGCCGAGCGCACGGCCCAGGAGCCCCGGAGUGUGGCGCGGCGAACCCCCGGCGGCGGCAGAAGGACCCGAGCGCCAGGAGAGGGCGGACGGGGGACAAGGAGGCUCCCGACCGCGACGAGGAGAGUCUCGGAGGAGAAGGCGGCGUGAGGGACACCGGGGCCUCCAGCCGCCGCAGCCGAGUCGGGGCGAGCAGCCCAUACGGGGAGCCCCAACGGCCGGCCGCGGCCAGGGGAGGGGGCGCCGGCGGUUCCCGCACUAGAGAGCAGAGGGCGAGAGCGCGCGACCCGCCAGCGGCCCGCCGCGGCCGCCGCGCCGCCCUCCCCCGCGCUGUCAGCCCCGCGGGGCGCAGCCGCCGCCGCAGCAUCUUCUGCCCCUGCGCCCCCGCCAGCCCCGAGGAAGUCCCCGCUGAGGACUGGGGCCCCCGGGAGCGCAAGAGGAAAGACCAGAGACUACCCUAAAUCACCCAGAUGCGAAGGAUUGAAGCAGCCUAGCCAAACCUUUCUGUGGAUUAAAAAAAUACGAUUUUUUUUUUUUUUUGGGCAGAAGAAAAGGAGAGGAAGACCAGCGGGGCUCUGCAAGGAAAAAAGGGGGAUGUAACUCGUGGAUACGUUUUUUCCACCCCUCAAACGUCUAGUUCUACUUUGUAAACAUUUUCUUUUUUUAAACCCCAGGUCCAGCCGGACGCCCCCAGACCUCCGGGGUGCGAGGAGGUGGUGUUUUUCAUUUUGGGCUUUGCAUGUUUGGUUCUUAGAUUUUGAGAGAGCUUCCUUAUUUCGCCAGACAUCUCAUGCGGGGUGAAGUCCACUCAGCCUCCUCCCCCGAGUCUUCGUGUGUACGGAAUUCAAGGCGAUCCGGUUACUAAGGAUAUAGAGGAAAAAAAUAAAUCGCGUGCCUGCUUUUUUUUUUUUUUAAUUGCCAGCUUCUCCCCACCCCCAAAUUAAGUUGCUUAGCAAGGGGGAAAGAGGCUUUUUCCUCCCUCCAGCAGCCCAGCCGAACGCCUUUAGUUUUUUGCCCUCGCGGAUCUUCCAUGUAGGCAGCCGAGGCUGGCGAGCCCGACACUCGGGAGCCGCUGCGGGGGGGCCUCUUUUUGGGGAGGCGCCGACCGGGGUAGGCUUCGCCGCCCCCAGGGAAGCGGCGGCCGCGUUCCUCCGGGGUGCGCCGGGGCCCGAGAGCGGCGCACGGCGCGGGCCGCGAGGGGUGGGGCAGCCGGAGCGCAGGCCCCCGAGCCCCGGCGGGCGCCCCCGGGCCCCCGCGCGCGCCCCGGCCUCCGGGAGACUGGCGCAUGCCACGGAGCGCCCCUCGGGCCGCCGCCGCUCCUGCCAGGGCCCCUGCUGCUGCUGCUGUCGCCUGCGCCUGCUGCCCCAACUCGGCACCCGACUUCUUCAUGGUGUGCGGAGGUCAUGUUCGCUCCUUAGCCGGCAAACGACUUUUCUCCUCGCCUCCUCGCCCCGCAUGUUCAGGACCAAACGAUCUGCGCUCGUCCGGCGUCUCUGGAGGAGCCGUGCGCCCGGCGGCGAGGACGAGGAGGAGGGCGCGGGGGGAGGCGGAGGAGGAGGCGACCUGCGGGGAGAAGGGGCGACGGACGGCCGGGCGCAUGGGGCCGGUGGCGGCGGCGCAGGCAGGGCUGGCUGCUGCCUGGGCAAAGCGGUGCGAGGUGCCAAAGGUCACCACCAUCCCCACCCCCCAGCCGCGGGCUCCGGCGCGGCCGGGGGCGCCGAGGCGGAUCUGAAGGCGCUCACGCACUCGGUGCUGAAGAAACUGAAGGAACGGCAGCUGGAGCUGCUGCUCCAGGCCGUGGAGUCCCGCGGCGGUACGCGCACCGCGUGCCUCUUGCUGCCUGGCCGCCUGGACUGCAGGCUGGGCCUGGGGGCGCCCUCCGGCUCGCAGCCCGCGCAGCCGCCCUCGUCCUAUUCGCUCCCCCUCCUGCUGUGCAAAGUGUUCAGGUGGCCGGAUCUCAGGCAUUCCUCGGAAGUCAAGAGGCUGUGUUGCUGUGAAUCUUACGGGAAGAUCAACCCCGAGCUGGUGUGCUGCAACCCCCAUCACCUUAGCCGACUCUGCGAACUAGAGUCUCCCCCUCCUCCUUACUCCAGAUACCCGAUGGAUUUUCUCAAACCAACUGGAAAGAAGGACCACAUUCUCUUGGGUUUCCUGCAGAGAUACCUGGACAGAUCUGUUCACCGGAUUCAAGCAGUCACCCUCUCAGGCCAGGACCUCAUUUUCACAGACUGUCCAGAUGCUGUGCCUUCCUCCGCUGAAACAGGGGGAACGAAUUAUCUGGCCCCUGGGGGGCUUUCAGAUUCCCAACUUCUUCUGGAGCCUGGGGAUCGGUCACACUGGUGCGUGGUGGCAUACUGGGAGGAGAAGACGAGAGUGGGGAGGCUCUACUGUGUCCAGGAGCCCUCCCUGGAUAUCUUUUAUGAUCUACCUCAGGGGAAUGGCUUUUGCCUCGGACAGCUCAAUUCGGACAACAAGAGUCAGCUGGUGCAGAAAGUACGGAGCAAAAUCGGCUGUGGCAUCCAGCUCACGCGGGAAGUGGAUGGCGUGUGGGUGUAUAACCGCAGCAGUUACCCCAUCUUCAUCAAGUCAGCCACACUGGACAACCCGGACUCCAGGACACUGUUGGUACACAAAGUGUUCCCCGGUUUCUCCAUCAAGGCUUUUGACUACGAGAAAGCGUACAGCCUGCAGCGGCCCAACGACCACGAGUUCAUGCAGCAGCCGUGGACUGGCUUCACCGUGCAGAUCAGCUUCGUGAAGGGCUGGGGCCAGUGCUACACCCGCCAGUUCAUCAGCAGCUGCCCGUGCUGGCUGGAGGUCAUCUUCAACAGCCGGUAGCCACGUGGGGAGAGGACAGAGCGGGAGCCGAGCGGGCCCAGUCCAAACUACUUUGCUGCUAAUAUUUUCCUCCUGAGUGCUUGCUUUUCAUGCAAACUCUUUGGUCGUUUUUUUUUUUUUCUUCUUCUUCUUCUUCUUUUUUUUUUUUCCCUCUCCCCUCCUUCCCUUCGUUCUUGUUUAUGUUCUGUUUUGUUCUUUGAGAAAUAGCUUAUGAAAAGAAUUGUCGGGGUUUUGGCAGGGGCGGGUGGUAUGGUUGGCAGAACACCGAGGCAUGAAAAGGGGAAGCAAAAAUCAGUAGCACAGAACACAGUAUAAAUGGGGGGCAGGCCUCGACUUCGGGGUCCUCGUUGCCCUCGUCAGGGUGUACGAGAGAGAGAGAGAGAGAGAGAGCGCGUGUGUGUGUACGCAGAUGGGGCAAGCGGUGUGCUCUGUGUGUUUCCUACAUGUUGACCGCCGAGAGGUUUGCGCUCCCAGGCCGUGUCCCUCGUGCUCCUUGGACUUGCACAGUGGGGCAGCGGGUGUCCCAGCAGCGGCCAGCAGCAAGGCUCUGUCCCCCAGCCUGGGGAAGCCCCCAUCCCGCCUCUCCCCUUCUAGGACAUUGGCCUGUCCGCAGGCUUCUUAGAAGCCACCCUGCCAGAGGCUGAACCAGAACCUGUUUUUCCAUGCUGUCUCACUCCCCUCCGGCCACCCUGCUGCCGUUGUCGUGUCUUUCCUUUUUGGCCAUCUGCUCCUGGAUACCUCUGAGAUGGGCUUCCCGAGGGCUGCCGGGGCAGCCCCCGUCACAGUAUUGCUCACCCAGUGCCCUCUCAGGCCCCUCCGCCUCUCCCCUGCCCUGGUUACAUCAGGUUAUUCCUGGACUCAGAAAACCAGCUCAGCACUUUCCUCCCCUCUGCAGCCUGUGUGUUGAGCUCUGCUGUUAGACCAGCGAGGGGAGCCGCCCCCCUCCCCACCAAGAAGGAUUCGGUCCAUCUUAACCCAAGGUACCAUCCUGAGCUGACACCUAACUCUUCCGUUUCUUCUACAACUCAUACACUCGUAUGAUACGUUGACACUGCUCUUAGCUCAAUGAGCAUGUUUAGACUUUAACAUAAGCUAUUUUUCUAACUACAAAGGUUUAAAUGAACAAGAGAAGCAUUCUCAUUGGAAAUUUAGCAUUGUAGUGCUUUGAGAGAAAAAGGACUCCUGAAAAAGAAACCCUGAGAUUUAUUAAAGAAAAAAUGUAUUUUAUGUUAUAUAUAAAUAUAUUAUUACUUGUAAAUAUAAAGACGUUUUAUAAGCAUCAUUAUUUAUGUAUUGUGCAAUGUGUAUAAACAAAAAUAAAGAAGAUGCACUUUGCUUUAAUAUAAAUGCAAAUAACAAAUGCCAAAUUAAAAAAGAUAAACACAAGAUUGGUGUUUUUUUCUAUGGGUGUUAUCACCUAGCUGAAUGUUUUUCUAAAGGAGUUUAUGUUCCAUUAAACAAUUUUUAAAAUGUA
Molecule: messenger RNA, 4430 nt
Organism: Physeter macrocephalus (sperm whale)
Lineage: Eukaryota; Metazoa; Chordata; Mammalia; Artiodactyla; Physeteridae
Gene: SMAD7
Product: SMAD family member 7
Exons: 5
Coding region: 1574-2956 (460 amino acids)
Biological process (GO): anatomical structure morphogenesis; cell differentiation; SMAD protein signal transduction
Cellular component (GO): heteromeric SMAD protein complex
Molecular function (GO): I-SMAD binding; transcription regulator inhibitor activity
Source: RefSeq, a predicted model, not a curated record